AUGUCCGACGAGGAGGAAGUGUAGUAAGUUUUUCUUCUAUUUCUUAGAGCAGCUUCAGAAUUUUAAAAAGUGAUUAAAGCUUCUGAAGACGGUUUUUUUUCAGCGAGGAUGAGGAGGUAGAGGAAGAAGAAGAAGUCGAGGAGACUGCCGAAGAGCCAGAAGACCAGUGAGUAACUCUUGCAACUGAUCAUUUUCAAGGGAAACUUGUAGAGAAGAGGCUACUGAGGAGGUUGCUGCUCCACCGGCACAGGAAGAAAAGUGAUUGCAACUAUUUUUGUUCUGAAAAUUUAUAAUGGAUUUGCAGGCCUCGUCCACGUCCUCCUCAACAAGAGGAAAAGCCUGCUGCUGAAAUGACCGAAGCAGAGGCUGCCAUGCUUGUCCGUUUUUCAUUUAUCUUGCCUUUUUUUUUCGAAAUUUCAGCAAUAACAAAACUUUCCAGGCAGCAAAGAAACGCCACGAAGAAGAAGAAGCCGCUAAGCUUUUGGACUACGAGCAGCGUCGCGUCCUCGAGAAAGAGCAAAUUGAGCAGGAACUCCGCGAGUUGAAGGAGAAACAGGAGAAACGCCGUGCUGAGCGCGAAGAGGACGAGCGUCAGUUCGCCGAGCGACGUCGUCAAGAUGAGGAGCGCCGUCGCAAGGAAGAAGUUAGUAUCUGCGAUAUAACUAAGAACAUUUUGAUUUUCAGGAAGAUCGCAAGGCACGUGCUGACGCCGAGAAAGUUCGCAAGAACGAGGAAAAGAUCCGCCGCCAACAGAUGAUGGCUGGUUCGUUCGCUGGAGGCCAAGCCACCGGCUCCGGCAAGAACUUCAUUGUCACCUCUAAGGGCGAGCAGGCCGCUCAGUUCGGAAACUUGGCACAGGUAUCAAGACAUCGGAAAUGCUGUUUUAGUUUUCGUGUACUUCAGGCUAAGGGAAAAGACGCUGUCAGCAAGGAACAGCUGGAGGAGGCAAAGAAGAACUUCUUGGCUGCCGUUUGCCGCUCCGUCGACGUGUCUGGACUCAUGCCCAACGACUUGAAAGAUAAAAUCAAGCAGCUUCAUCAACGCAUAGUCAAGCUUGAAGCUGAGAAGUACGACUUGGAGAAGCGCCGCGAGCGUCAGGAUUACGAUGUGAGUUUCAUUUUAGACUCUAAAUCAGCUAAAAAGUUGUAUUUACUUGAAACUCGAAGAUUGAUAAUCAAAUUUCAGCUGAAAGAACUGAGCGAGCGUCAGCGCCAAGUUGCUCGCAACAAGGCUCUGAAGAAGGGACUUGACCCUGAGGAAGCUGCUGCCUCCAACCACCCUCCCAAGAUCACCACUGCUUCGAAGUUCGACAGACAGACCGACCGUCGCUCUUACGGCGACCGCCGCACCCUCUUCGAAGAGCCUGUGGUCCAGAAGCAGCCGAGCCUCGCUCGCGGAACGGCGCGACCUCCACCAGAGUGGGGCCGCCGUACCAACGAAGAGCUUGAGCAGAUCCGGUGAGUUGUGUUCUCAUAAGCUUUCAAUACGUUAAAUAAUCAUUUCAGCAAGAAUCUGGAGCCGCCAAAGUACGUCGAACAAGUGAAGGUUGAAGACGCUCGUCCUCCAGUUGAAGCCAGACCUCUUCAGUUGCCUGAUAAGGACUUUGAAGACGAACCAGCCCAGGUUUCUUCCUUUGGAAGACGACUCAUAUUGAUUUUUUCCAGAUCCAAGAAGAUCCAAACUUGGGAGAAGAAGUUGAAGUCCAAUGA
Caenorhabditis auriculariae is the source of this 1709-nucleotide messenger RNA. The record is from the annotation of a GenBank genome assembly. Lineage: Eukaryota; Metazoa; Nematoda; Chromadorea; Rhabditida; Rhabditidae.